Dendronephthya gigantea is the source of this 1299-nucleotide messenger RNA. RefSeq lists its product as uncharacterized. The record is from RefSeq and is a predicted model, not a curated record. The coding region runs from base 1 to 1299 and encodes 432 amino acids. Lineage: Eukaryota; Metazoa; Cnidaria; Anthozoa; Malacalcyonacea; Nephtheidae. The transcript is spliced from 2 exons.
AUGAUUUUAGAAGAAUUAGUAGGAGCUGUGGUGUCACUAGGCAGCUUAUUAAUCUCACAACCACCACAAAUAUCGCGCGAAAACAAACCAACAUAUAGCUGCCUUAAGCAAUGCUCGGAAGAUGACGAAGAUUACGAAGGUACUGUUUUACACCGCGAGUAUGCACCAGAAGAACCACAAUCACCGGCGUCUUACAAUGAUCCAGACACAACUGCUGAAUAUCGCACGAGGCGCAGCGUCGGGGAAUCAUUACGGAGAACUAUUCAAGUAAACUUAAGCUUACUACCCGCCAUAGUUUUGCUGGGUGUUGUCACAAUUGCUCUCGUUUAUUAUUUUGAUAUUUAUUCUUCCUUUAGAUUACCCGACAACGUACUAUUUCUAUUUACAAUACUGCUGAGUGUUUUUCUGGCUGCACGUAAAUUCAAAAAAAUUAAUCCCGCAUCGAAAAACUCAGUCUGGCGAAUAUUUUUCUGCCUAUCGUUCAGUUACCUGGGGGCCACCGCAAUCGCCUAUAUCUACACCUACGUCAUCGUUGAGCGUUUCAUAAAAACACAAAACACAAUAAAAGCGAUGAUUGCAGCUCUUACACCAGGAAUGAUGUUAUUACCAACUGCCAUCGCAAAGUACAUCAUUCUGCGAAGAAGUUCAGAGUUUAUUCCAACCGACAAAGCUUUUGUGACGUGUUACUAUCUUCGUAGUGGGGCAAUCAGUCUUUACCGUACAAUGCAAUCAGAUUUUCAAAAUAUCUGGCUUUUUACUGGCCUCUCCUUGCUACACGGUGUUUCAAAUGUUCUGAGUAAAGCAACAUUGAACCUUCGUAUCAAAAUGUGGAAAUGUUUUUUAUUUUGCGUCAACAAGACUCGUUGGGGAAGCGCCUUGAAAGUGUUGGAUUACGACACUCCGCGUACACGUCGCCUGGACGCCGACCUCGAAAUCGAAAAUAUUUUGUUCGAGUACACCACAGUUGUACUAGGCCAAGCAUAUUUGGUUAUGUAUCUUCUCACCAAUUUUGAGGUCGUUCAUCCGUGGAAAAUCAUCAAAAGCUCUUUAUUCAGAAUUGGCCUUAGUACAGUCAUAGACUUCUUUUUUAACAUUAUAUCCGUGUUCAUUCAAAUUCAUUUCUAUGAUAUUCCCAUGCGAAGGGUGUGGUCAAAACACUGGGGACGUCACGUGAUUGCAAAUACUCUCAUUAUUAUCUGUUUGGUGUCUUACUUCGGUGCUGCGCUGGUCAGUGUGUUCCAGGCGCGCGACGAGAAGCAAUCGGAGUACAGAUUAAGAAAUUGUACAUCGUUUUUUUGA